AUGUAGAAAGUAGUAAUUCUAUCAUUGCUGUCUCUAAUUGCAGUCAAAACUGCUUUGGUUGAAGUCAGCAACUAACAUCUAAUUCAAAGGCUCUCAGCCGAGGGAGAUGCUUUGAACAAAAUAAUCAACCUGAAAUGGCAUGAGCUUAAUCAUCAAGAUGAUGUCAAGUUAGAUUUGGAGUCACUUAAAACUUCAAAUCCCUAAAACUCAGAGAGAAAAGCAAUAGAUUUCACUUUCUAGGGCUAAGUAUCUUCGCAUCAUUUCUCAGCAACCAUUCACACAAAGCUUGAAUCAUCACCUCCUUAUGAUAACUACAGAAACCUUCCAGUUAGCUCAGUUGAAAUAACAGGCGUUGCUGACGGAUAAUUGAAAUAAGACCUAGAACAAUCAAUUGGAAGAUUUGCGGACGCACUUACUGGUUGGACUCAUUUUCAAUUAUGGGAAACAUCUGCAGAAUUCUAUGUGCUCCAUCUAGCAACUUAAUUUGGGUUAAGAUUGUGUAAUGCAUUCUACACCAAUGGGCAAUCUGUAUUCUUAGAAUAGUCAGGAGCUAGUCUUAGGAAUUUUACUACCAGAUUAGAAUAAGUAAAUCAAUACUCUAAGCUGCCAUCUAGUGAUCCUCGAUACUUCUCUAUCACUUUAAAUGAUAAAUUCUUGCUUGACUUCUUUGAGGCAUUCCUAGGUCCAGAGAAAUAAAUCAACGUAGCAACGUUCUUGUCAAAUUUCAAUACCUUAAAGUAGUAUGUUGAAAUGAUGAAAGUUGAUAAAUUGUUAAUGCUAUUCCCUACUCUAGCUGAUAGAUACAAUAAGAAUGAUUCAAUUAGCAUCAUGAUUAGUCCAGAAGAUACAUUAUAAGAGGGUGUUGAUUACGCAAAAAAGAAUAUCAAGAUUGUAUUUAAAAAGGAUUCUGCAGAUAUUCUCCUUCCAAUUGUAUUUAACUUGAUUGUGAAUUAGAGUGAUUCUUGGGAUAUAUUCCGUAAAGGAUACGUCGGCCUUGGUCUAGGCUCGACUCUCAAGCAACUUGAAGAUAAGCCAUUGAAAUUUUCAAUGAAAGCUAAUGCUGGGAUUAAAAAAAUUGUUCUUAUCGACAAUAAAGCUGAAGAUGAGGAAGAUUAAAAUAUGGAGCAUGAAGCAGGGGCUAUUCUCGGAUUGGUCAACCUAUUCUUGAAAAAGCAAUUCAAAGCUCAGACUGUUGAAGCACCACUACACCUUCUCGAAAAGUUCAACUCCUUCGUUGAUAUAGAGAAAAUUGCAUCUCUAACUAAAAUCAAAUUAAUCCCAGGCUACUUGGAUGCUUCAAUCGGAGAUUUAGAGCUAAAAGAUUUGACAAUCCCAACUAAACUAAUUGAAAGAGUGAAAUUCGAAGCUGAAGGAGUUAGUGAUACUUUUCACAAGGAUCAAUUAAGGAAGAAGGCAGCUUACGAAAGAAAGUAAUAGAAAUUAGCAAAGAAAUAAGAAACCACCGAAAAAGUACUUGAAAAUGAUUAGAUUAAAAUUGAGUUAUGA
This is a messenger RNA of Stylonychia lemnae, 1506 nucleotides long. The record is from the annotation of a GenBank genome assembly. NCBI's taxonomy places the organism in Eukaryota, Ciliophora, Spirotrichea, Sporadotrichida, Oxytrichidae.